AUGCCAUCUCUCAGGUGUGUAAGCCGUGUGGAGUGCGCAUAUCAGAGACAAGCUUGCAAGCAGCAGCAUGCUUCUCAAUCCUACGACUGCAACAAGGUCAAGUUCGACAAAUCUGGGCAGAAUGGAGAUGUGUGCGAAGCGACCCAGCUUCAAGCGGACUGCGAAGCCGCAGAAGCUGUUUGGCAUCGGGCUACAGCUACGAAUCCAUCUGUGUCGACUCCGCUGUUGCACUUCCUCCGUGCACUCAACAUCACUCAACCACCACGACUUUUUCCACAGAGCCUGUAUAGGGAGAGGGGCUCAUCUUCCUGCGUGCACUUUGCCUUUGAAGCAGCCAACCAUGACAUGUCGAACGUCUGCUACAACCCGCAUACGCUCUCGCAACGUCGCGACUGGCGUACAGCCGCCCAGGCAACUAUGGAUGUGCAAACGGCCGAGACAAGACUGCUGCCUCGAGUCCCACUUGUCCCUAGUGUGCCUUCUUGGUUGUGUUUCGGAUGGCUCGUGCCGGCUUUGCAGGUGGCUCGGCUCAGCUUUGGAAUGAAAGGAUCAGCGCUGGACAGUCCUCACAGGCCACAGUUAGGCGAGGCCAUGACGAGCAGGGCGCUGGCAUCAUGGAACAUGUCUCACUGA
This is a messenger RNA of Symbiodinium necroappetens, 633 nucleotides long. NCBI's taxonomy places the organism in Eukaryota, Dinophyceae, Suessiales, Symbiodiniaceae. The record is from the annotation of a GenBank genome assembly.